This is a messenger RNA of Microtus ochrogaster (prairie vole), 1494 nucleotides long. Its product is annotated as disintegrin and metalloproteinase domain-containing protein 29-like. Gene Ontology annotation, cellular component: external side of plasma membrane; sperm head plasma membrane; plasma membrane. Gene Ontology annotation, molecular function: metalloendopeptidase activity. Lineage: Eukaryota; Metazoa; Chordata; Mammalia; Rodentia; Cricetidae. The coding region runs from base 1 to 1494 and encodes 497 amino acids. The transcript is spliced from 2 exons. The record is from RefSeq and is a predicted model, not a curated record. Gene Ontology annotation, biological process: male gonad development; proteolysis.
AUGAACCAAUGGAAGCACUUGGACCAGAGCACAGGCCCCUCUUUAUCUAGACCAAAUUCCAAUGUGGCUCCCAGAAUGUCUAGUAGAGACUACGCUUCACAUCCAGCUGCUAUAAAAGGUCAUAUGUUAGCAACCUACUAUGUACAUCUUGGAACCAAUAAUGUUACAAGGACUACCCAUUAUUUGUUUUCACUAGCCAGUUUAAUGGACAGCUAUCUAAAGAACAUUCAUUUGCGGUACUAUGUUUUUCUCUUUACUGUGUUUAACUACAAGGAUCCAGUCCAGAGCAUUGGAAAGCACACAAUAGGAUGUGGUGCAUUUUACAAACACUAUCAGAACAAUUUUUAUAUGACAUUUAGGCCUGAUGAUGCAAACUACAUUAAUCAACAUGGGCCCUAUGACAAAAAUGGAAUUUCAGCAAUACAUUCUCUAUGUACUCAAGAGUGUAUAAGCUGUAUUGGUAAAAAUAAUCGAUAUUAUGUGUUUGUGUCUAUUGUGUUAACCAAUCGUGUUGGGAGAAAACUAGGUCUCAAUUUUGAUGAUGAGACUUACUGUUUUUGCCAGAGAAGGACCACCUGUCUUAUGUUCAGGGAACCUAAACUAACUGAUGCUUUCAGCAAUUGUUCUCUUGCAGAGCUAAACCAAAUACUCAAUACCCCCGGUGAGAUGCAUUGUCUUUUCCAAGACCAAGUUACUUAUAAAAAUAAAUCAGCAUUCUAUGAUUUUUGUGGAAAUUUCAAACUAGAUGAAGAUGAGCAAUGUGACUGUGGCUCAUUUAAACAAUGUUAUGCAAAUUCCUGCUGUAAGCCAAACUGCAGAUUCACACCAGGUAGCAUUUGUGAUAAAGAAUCAUGCUGUGUAAACUGCACCUACAGUCCUUCUGGGACACUUUGCAGAAGUAUCCAGAACAUAUGUGACCUUCCCGAGUACUGUAAUGGGAGUAUCAUCACUUGCCCCUUAGACUUUUAUCUGCAAGAUGGAACACCAUGCUCAGAAGAUGGGUAUUGCUAUAAAGGAAACUGCACCGAUCGCAAUAUACAUUGCAAGGAAAUCUUUGGUGUAAGUGCCCGCGCAGGAAGUAAAAGGUGCUAUGACAUCAAUAAGGAAAGCUAUAGAUUUGGACAUUGUCGGAGAAGACAAGAAAGCCUCAUAUUCACAGCUUGUGCUGAUAAGGAUAAGAUGUGCGGAAGGUUGCAGUGUACGAAUGUCACCUUCCUUCCACACUUGCAGGAACAUGUUUCAUUCCAUCAGUCAGUUAUUUCUGGGUUUUCCUGUUUUGGGCUCGAUGAGCAUCGAGCAACAGAAUCAACAGAUGUUGGACGUGUGAGAUAUGGUACUCCCUGUUCCCAAACUAAUUUCUGUGAUCGAGGAGGACACACUCAUGGAGUCAGAGAUCUCUGCGGGUCCAGGCAUGAGUCUGGGACCACCAAGGGAGUAGCCCAGAAACAGAGAUCUGCAGGUCUGGGCAUGAAUCUGGAACAUCCAUCGGAGUAG